GUGCUCGUCAAAUUCCCGGGUGGCCGCUCUGCGUCGGUGCCUGAGGGCUCGCCUCUCUCCCUGGCCGCCUAUCGCGCUGGCGUGCAGAUCACCUACCAGUGUAAGGCAGGCACGUGCGCCUCCUGCGAGGUCAAGCUCGGCAUGGGGUCAGUGCGGACGUGCCAGACGACUGUCAAGAAGCCUCUCUUCGGACAG
This is a messenger RNA of Emiliania huxleyi CCMP1516, 195 nucleotides long. RefSeq lists its product as hypothetical. NCBI's taxonomy places the organism in Eukaryota, Haptophyta, Isochrysidales, Noelaerhabdaceae. The record is from RefSeq and is a predicted model, not a curated record. The transcript has a single exon. Gene Ontology annotation, molecular function: 2 iron, 2 sulfur cluster binding. The annotation marks the transcript as partial.